Molecule: messenger RNA, 1528 nt
Organism: Rhododendron vialii
Lineage: Eukaryota; Viridiplantae; Streptophyta; Magnoliopsida; Ericales; Ericaceae
Product: nudix hydrolase 2-like
Exons: 9
Coding region: 345-1193 (282 amino acids)
Molecular function (GO): NAD binding; ADP-ribose diphosphatase activity; NADH pyrophosphatase activity
Source: RefSeq, a predicted model, not a curated record
AUACCCUUUAAAACUAAACGUGAUUCGAUUAGGUGACUAUACAGCUGAUAUUUUAUCAACUUGAUUGCUCGCAUGGAUAAUCCAAUCUUCCAAGCGAGCCCGAAAAAGAUGAACAGUUGAGGUCAUCAAAUUCGGCGCAUAGGGGGACCAAUCUUCCUUGUUUGUAUAUGCUUCCCACACGAUUUUGUUCUAACCUGUAUAGUAUUUAAGAAGGCAACUGAAUCUAUUCCUUAACAGCAAAUAGCCUUGCUGAAGACAGAAUAUAUUCCUCCUUUUGUUGUGUUGCGAUGAGAAUAAACCUGGGUCCAAAGAAUUGAGCUUCUGUCUCUUCUCUUAUCAGCUUCAUGUCAACUCCAACGAGUAGUUUGUCGUGGGAUGGGAAACAAAUGGAAACAGAAUCUGGAUUCGAGAAGAUUCAACUGCUCGAUUCGAGUGAGGAUGCCUAUGGAGGAGUCAUGGUGGACUUGAAGGAGUCCAUGGAUUCUAAGGCCUUUGCUUCUCUGCUUAGAGCCUCAAUAGCAUUGUGGAUCCAGCAGGGAAAGAAGGGCAUUUGGAUUAAACUGGCAAUAGAAAGUGUAAAUCUUGUUGAAGCUGCAGUUAAGCAAGGGUUUAGGUAUCAUCAUGCAGAACCAUCAUACUUGAUGCUUGUGAAAUGGAUUGCUGAAACUGCUGAUACUCUCCCUGCAAAUGCGUCCCAUCGAGUUGGUAUUGGUGCUUUUGUGAUGAAUGACAUGGGGGAGGUUCUGGUAGUCCAGGAAAAUGGUGGCAAAUUCAAAGGCACAGGUGUGUGGAAAUUUCCUACUGGUGUCGUCGAUGAGGGUGAAGACAUCAGUAUUGCUGCUAUCAGAGAAGUGAAGGAAGAGGCAGGAGUCGAGACCGAAUUUGUGGAAGUUCUUGCAUUCAGGCAAAGCCACAAAUCAUUCUUUGGGAAGUCAGAUCUGUUCUUUGUUUGCAUGCUAAGAGCUCUAUCUUUCGAUAUCCAGAAACAAGACUCGGAGAUUGCUGAAGCAAAAUGGAUGCCCUUUGACGAAUAUGCAGCCCAACCAUUUGUCCAGAAAAAAGAGAUAUUCAAAAGCAUUGCCGACAUAUGCUUGGAGAAGAAAAAUAACAACUACUCCGGCUUCUCUGCCGUGCCUACAACCACAGGCUUUUCAAGUAAAAGGAGCUUUUUGUACAUCCACAAGGAUCUGUAGUAGUGGACGAGUGGCAAACCUUGUGCUAUAGCACUAGAAUAAUUGCAAGAACAACUCUUUCGGUGGAAGCUUCCGUGGUUACCUCUUAGCCCGGGAACCCCUUUAACCACUUUUGUCUACACAAAGAAGUGCCAGCCCAAAACCUUUCAUUUUCUUUUUUGUCAAGAUUUUGUAUCACAGCAGUUUGAAGAUGAAUGUUGACAGCCAUAUAACUGAGUAAAAUGACGAUGUUAUAAUGGAUGGUCCCCAGGAUUAGUUGAGGUGCGCGUAAACUUGCUCAGACACAUGAGUUAUCAGAAAAACAGGAAAUAAUAAAAGCUGCUGAUUUCAUGAUC